Messenger RNA from Meriones unguiculatus (Mongolian gerbil), 153 nucleotides. RefSeq names its product putative ribosomal protein eL39-like 5. Gene Ontology annotation, cellular component: ribosome; cytosolic large ribosomal subunit. Lineage: Eukaryota; Metazoa; Chordata; Mammalia; Rodentia; Muridae. The record is from RefSeq and is a predicted model, not a curated record. The transcript has a single exon. Gene Ontology annotation, biological process: translation. The coding region runs from base 1 to 153 and encodes 50 amino acids. Gene Ontology annotation, molecular function: structural constituent of ribosome.
AUGUCUUCUCACAAGACUUUCCCAAUCAAGCAAUUCCUGGCCAAGAAACAAAAGCAAAAUCCUCCUGUUCCUCUAUGGACUCAGAUGAAAACUGUUAACAAAAUCAGGUACAACUCCAAGAGAAGACACUGGAGAACAAAGAUGCUACUGUAA